AUGGAUGUGUCCUUCGACCCAGUUCGGUGCGCCGAGCUUCAUAACCAACUUCUCACAAAAGCAAUCUCCAGAAUCCCCGACGCAGCGCAAGAAGUCAAACGUGACGUGCUAGCACGAUGGCGCGAUUUACCCCCAGAGAAGCGGCCAUUCAAAAUUCCUGAAGAGGAACCGCUCUACACGUUUCUGUCGUUCAUCGAUAGCUACAAACCCAACGAUCUCCCGUUGACAGCCGAGUUUUGCCAGCCUGAGCCAUCGUGGUUUGACGACAACUUCCAAGAGCUAGAUGAUCGACGCAUCAUUCUGCUCUAUGCGGAUGAGACCAACACACCAAAAACGGAUGGCGGUCUUUACUUCAAUCUUGAUACUGACUUGGUCUGCUGGACUCGCCUCCGGGGAUGUGGCAGAUUCCUACCUGAUGAGCAAUGGGUCCCGCUUGAACUAGCUCUUCGCAAGGCGUUGAACAUGUGGGAACUCGGCAAGUUCGCCUGGGGAGGUGAAACAGGCUGGUACCGGUCUAAAGAAGCGGUUUCCUACGUAUCCUGGACACCUCAAGAUUUAACUAAGUCUCUUCGUCGCUGGGAAUAUUUACUUGAAGCUAUCCAGUCUCGCCUUCCUGAGGGCACACCAAGGUCACCUUUUCUGGACCCCCUGUCUGCCGACCUGGUCAACAAAUUCCAGCUAAGCUCAUUUGCGAAAGCCUUCCUCUGUGCUGCAAAAUGCCCUUCUUUCAAACAUGUCGCACCCGGGAUCACGGCCUUUACACCGGAAACAUUUGCCGCCAUCUACGGGGCAGAGUCUCCCACGAGCCGUCGCCUACAAAUUGAACAGGAGGGCGGGUUUGAGACUAUAUCACUCAUAUUACCCUCUACCGCUGGUCCGGUAGUGAAGAGCGAGGAUCGACACUUGUUUGACGGGGAAGACCAUCUCCCGUUGGCCGAUACGGAAUUGUACGAACAUCCUGGCCUAUAUAUGACCUUUGUGCAGCCCACAUCGGACGGGGAUGGGACGGAUCUAGUCACUGCUCAAGGUGCGAUGAAUCCAAUCCGAUUCGAUGGGUGUCGGCCGUGGGGACCAGGGGGCAACAUGCGACUUGAAGUCAUACUCGAUCUUUGGAUUGCACACGUGGUGCAUGGGACGUGGGAGGUUGGUCCCGAAGGAGUAUCUACGCCGGAUAGCUGGUUCACGGAUGCACAGACAAUAGAAGCUCGAAGACUGGUGUGGACAGAAGAUUGUCGUUGA
Fusarium vanettenii 77-13-4 is the source of this 1239-nucleotide messenger RNA. RefSeq lists its product as uncharacterized. NCBI's taxonomy places the organism in Eukaryota, Fungi, Ascomycota, Sordariomycetes, Hypocreales, Nectriaceae. The transcript has a single exon. The coding region runs from base 1 to 1239 and encodes 412 amino acids. The record is from RefSeq and is a predicted model, not a curated record.